GUCGCAUCUUUUUACUUUUUCAUACAAUUUUCAAACUGCUGUAUUUAUUAUUGUAUAUGCAUUCUGAAUCAAGCUUAUCAAAAUACGACCCGUUAGGCCCCUGUAUUAACCUUCAAUAUGGAGAUGAUCACUCCGCCUGAGCGCCCAAUGAGCCCGCCUCGCCGGCAACGGGCCUGUCUGGCCUGUACCAAGGCCAAAGCAAGAUGUCACUUUCCGGAAGACACGGAAAACUCUUCUUCCGCCUGUGAGAGAUGUGAGCGCAUUGGUAUCAGAUGUGUUGCCAAGUCCUCAAAGAGUUUGAGGAAACCGCGACAAAUUAAACCACUUAACAACCGUGUAUCGUCACUGGAACAAAAGCUCGAUGAACUCACCAGAGCUCUCCACUCGCGAGAGAGCGACAUCACCAGACUCCUUACGUCUCAGACGAAUGCUGAGAGCGUUGCAGACGCGCAAAAGCCUAAACCUGCUGUAUCGACAGUACACAAACUAUGCUCUCCGGAUAUCCGUGAGCGUCCAGCGAGACCUCGGACCAUAGUUCCUAAUUCAUCAACGCCGCCUUUUGGGCUCACCUGGUACCAGGCAGACACUAUCUUACAGAUAUAUCGCACAGAAUUCUGCAAGAACUUCCCCUUCGUUAUCAUUAGCGAAAGCGUAAGUGCAAAGGAGCUGUUGAAGUCCAAGCCAGCAGUUUUCAGGGCGAUAAUGCUUGCCUGCGCUCCUCUUCCGACAGCCAAACUCGAAAAGAUGAAGAGAAACGCGCUGGCCUAUCUCAGUCAGCACAUCAUUGUGGAGGAUGAUCGUGAUAUAGAACUAUUGCAGGCGCUUUUGAUUGUUCUUGCCUGGGCUGAUCUAGGCGGACUGUACGACCAGCAAAUCACAAAUCUGACUUUUAUGGCGGUAGGAUACGCACACAAUCUCGGUAUUACUAAAAUCCCACGGGCUAUGCUCCGAAAAAUGGGCAUAGACGAUAUCCCCGAGGAUCUAAAGAGUUCAAAAACUGCCGAAAUGAUGAGUAAGGUGCAUUCACCGGAGGAACAACGAACAUUUUUAGGAUGUUACUGCUUAGCUUCAGUAAACUCAACACAGUUUGGUCGCCUCAAUAGUUUAAGCGGUCAAUAUGUUGAACUUUGUUGUGAGACGCUGGAACGAAACCGCGAAUUUGAAACCGACUUCAUCAUGACGCAAAUGGUCCGAAUGAUCCAUGUCGGCGAACGUAUUGCUGAAUCUUUCGGCGCAGCGGUAGACAAUACCCGCGGACGACCGUUUUUGUUUCUACUUGGAGAUCAUGUUAGUGCAAUGCGCACGGAGCUUGACACCAUCAUGGCAUCAUUAUCAGAAAAGAACAUCAAAGAGAAUAUGCCAAGCUUAUCCCAACAAGACGUUUACGAAUUUCACAUCACUUACGCGCUGCACUACCAGUAUCUUUUGGUGCGGCUUUACGAGCCUGCGACAUAUCUCAAGCCGAGUGCUGACGAGCCGUCGAAUCCCCCAUCUUACCGGGUUCAAGGCUUACAAAACUGCCUCAAUGCUAUCAAAGACUACUACAAUAUUAUCGAGCGUCUAUCUGGUCCCUUUCUUCGCUGUAUGCCAGUAACGCAGAUUGCGCAAGUGACGCUCGUUCUUGUGAUUAGCACUCGUCUUCUUCUGAUAGAUGGCGGUCCAAAUUAUGACAUUCUAGCAGCCCGCAAACUUCUCAACUUUGAAAACACCCUGGAUGACCUCAUUGUACGCUUGAGAACUGUUGAAAAGGACCGGUUGCGCGUUUUGGACGAUUUUGCUCGCAAUGCCGGACUACCACUGGUACCAGAGGAUGAUUCUGGGGUGGCCAGCAAGUUUUUGGAUACUGCAAUGAAGACGGGAUGGAUUAAGAAUUGGUACAUAGGGAAGAUCGCAGAGAAGUCGGUCGGCCCCAACUCGGUAGGCGCAGCGAACCCUUCCUUUGACUGGAACAGCGUUGGCUCAGAGGAAAUGGGCACAGAGGGUAAACCUCCAGUAUGGUUUGGUGGACUUUUGGAAAAUAACUUGUGGAAUUUUGACGAUAUGGAUAUGCCCCAAUGAAUAAUUGAUGGGAGGGAUGAGAAUUUGUAUCAGCGAUUUGCUUACAGCGCCAUGUAUUUAUUUUUAGCCGUCCUUGGCUGAUUUUAUGUACAUAUAUUGUUCUUUAUAAUUCAAGUAAUACGCUGGAACGCCGCUCAAACAGCUGAACGAUCACCGUC
Molecule: messenger RNA, 2216 nt
Organism: [Torrubiella] hemipterigena
Lineage: Eukaryota; Fungi; Ascomycota; Sordariomycetes; Hypocreales; Clavicipitaceae
Source: the annotation of a GenBank genome assembly